AUGAGAAGAAUAGCCGACCUCAAGGUUAGAAGCAAGAAAUUCCUGGCACAAAGGACUAUCUCCGGCCCCGUGCUUCGUAUUGCCUGGGAUUUAGUGUAUUGGAUGGCAAGAUAUGACAGGCGUCUAAGGGUUUUCUGUAAAUGCACGUCUCCAAGGGAGAUAUCUGUUCUUGCUCCCUGGAGGAAACCAUAUGAGAGAAGGGGAUACUACGAGUCCAGGGCCUCCUUCGACAUCGACCUCCAUCCCUUUAUCAACCUUAGGGUCUUAAAGGUCAUUGACUCGUCUGCCUUUGAUAUGUCUUCCAUUAGCAAUACCUGUGUCAAGAAACUAAAGCUUCUUAAAGUCUCUAGCGUGAGAAUGAAAGGCCCUGUGAAUACCGUGCUCCAGGAAAUAGCCCUAAAGGACGUUAGAAUACCAUAUGAAGACAUGGCAAACAUUCUUGGGAUAGAGUCACUAGUAAGUGUGUCGCUGACGAACGUCGACAUCUUAGGAUGCAAUGAUUGGCAGGAAAGGCUUCUAGAGAGGCUUAGAGAGAUGCCAGGCCUAAAAAAGAUAGUGUUGGCCAGCAUGGGUGUUAGUGUUCAGCGGUUUGCUGACUUAUGCAUUGAAAGGGGCCUGGGAUGGUUCAGAAUUGCCGAAGAAGGCAUGUGUCUAGAUGUAAGGCUGUGCUCCUUUUCAAGCGUCGUUCGAUGUGUGGGUAUCCUGAGGUGCCUUUCAAAGCUUGAUCUGGAGAUGGUGGAAGCGAUACAUGUUGGAGGAAGUGACUUGAAGUAUAUGAGAGAGACCCUUCCCAAUCUGAAAGCACUCCAUGUGACCCAGGCAGAGAUAGAUAGCAAGGCAUUCAAGGCAAUAUAUCUUAGAUAUCCAAAUCUGAUUAGACUUGGGUUUUCCGAAUGCAUCUUUAGCGGAACUUCUUUCUACGAGAUCAUCAUGCACUUCAAGAGGAUGCUGAGGCAUCUAGACCUCACUUCAUCAAUGCUUCCUCACGACUACAUCUCUUUUCUGGAAAAGACCUUAUGCUCGUGCUCUGUAAGACUAAAGAGUGGGGAGCUAAUUACGAUUGACAAUCCCACCUCCGGUACGCUCGGUAGAUAG
Encephalitozoon hellem ATCC 50504 is the source of this 1095-nucleotide messenger RNA. RefSeq lists its product as uncharacterized. The transcript has a single exon. The coding region runs from base 1 to 1095 and encodes 364 amino acids. Lineage: Eukaryota; Fungi; Microsporidia; Unikaryonidae. The record is from RefSeq and is a predicted model, not a curated record.